Molecule: messenger RNA, 3982 nt
Organism: Elaeis guineensis (African oil palm)
Lineage: Eukaryota; Viridiplantae; Streptophyta; Magnoliopsida; Arecales; Arecaceae
Product: katanin p80 WD40 repeat-containing subunit B1 homolog KTN80.3
Biological process (GO): microtubule severing; microtubule depolymerization
Cellular component (GO): katanin complex
Molecular function (GO): microtubule binding
Source: RefSeq, a predicted model, not a curated record
GAUUGCGAAGUAUGAUGUCCUUGGAGCCCCCUAGCCUUUUGACACCGUAAAUACAGAGAGAAAGUUCUACCGCCAGGUUUCUUUUAAGGUCUACCCUGGACAAAAGCGGAGGGCCGUUCUUUAGGAGAAGACGACAAGCUCCGACCCUCCGUCAAAAAAUAUAGGAGGGAAAGGAAGGAAACCAAACGGAAAAGAGAAGAGGAAGAGGAGGAGGAGGAGAGGCAAAUUUUAGGACACAAGAAUCUUUCCUUCUAAAAAAAAGCAGAGAAGGCGGAAAGGUCUCCGGCCUUUUUAAUCCACUUCCAAAAAAAGAACUUCACUACCCUCGAUCUGUUUCAUUGCACCAUUGAGUACAAUUUGGAAGUGGAACCCUUCCUUUUCUUCUCUCUCGUAUCUCUAGAGGGAAGAAGGGAAGAAAGGAAUAGCUCCGGAAGUGUCCGAAAAUCUCUGCUUUUCACUCCAAAGAUUCGAUCUUUUUAGCUCUGGAUGGUAGUUUAGGUGGGCGGGAGCUGCUGACGGACAGCAGAUGGUGGAGCGGCGCCGCAAUGGAGGCGGGGAAGUGAGAGAGCAGGAGAGUUCGAAGUCUGGCUUCCUAAGAUCCAUCAUGGACUUAGGAAGUUUGAUCUGAGUUGAUAUGGGUGGAGUUUGGGAUCGAAUUUGGACCUUGCUGUUGAGAGAAGAAGAAUAGGAGGCUCUUUUGCUUUGUUGUUCUCUGCCAGCUUCAUGAUGACGGGCAAGCGAUCCUAUAAGCUGCAGGAGUUUGUGGCUCAUGAUUCCAAUGUGAAUUGCCUCAAGAUUGGGAGGAAGACUUCGAGGGUUCUUGUCACUGGUGGAGAAGAUCACAAGGUCAAUCUCUGGGCUAUUGGCAAACCAAAUACCAUACUGAGCCUGUCGGGCCAUACAAGUGCAGUUGAGUCUGUGAGUUUAGAUUCUUCUGAGGUUUUGUUGGCUGCUGGAGCAGCCAGUGGCACAAUAAAGCUGUGGGAUUUAGGAGAGGCAAAGGUUGUUCGCACUCUCACUGGGCAUAGGUCCAAUUGUAUAUCUAUUGAUUUUCAUCCAUUUGGAGAAUUCAUUGCAUCUGGAUCGUCGGAUACGAACCUAAAGAUAUGGGAUAUCCGAAGGAAGGGUUGCAUCCACACGUACAAAGGGCACACCCGAGGGGUCAAUUCCAUUAGAUUCACCCCAGAUGGCCGAUGGCUUGUUUCAGGUGGAGAAGAUAAUAUUGUGAAGCUCUGGGAUCUGACAGCUGGGAAGCUCUUGCAUGAUUUUAAAUGCCAUGAGGGUCAAAUUCAGUGCAUAGAUUUCCAUCCUCAUGAAUUUCUUUUGGCAACAGGUUCAGCUGACAAGACGGUUAAAUUUUGGGACCUUGAAACUUUUGAGAUGAUUGGGUCAUCAGUACCUGAGACCAGCAGUGUGCAUUCCAUGACUUUUAACCCUGAUGGGAGAACACUAUUUUGCGGAUUGCAUGAAAGCCUGAAAGUUUUAUCAUGGGAACCUAUAAGAUGUCAUGAUGUAGUGGAUGGGGGAUGGUCUAGAUUAUCUGAUCUGAAUGUCCAUGAGGGCAAACUUAUUGGAUGCUCUUAUAACCAAAGUUGUGUUGGAGUAUGGGUUGCUGACAUCUCGCGCAUUGAACCAUAUGCAAGGAGUAGUGCUGCUAGAUCAAAUGGCCAUUCAGGAUCAGAAUCCAAUGCUGGUAGUAUUCAGUCCCUGAAAACUAUCAGCAGUAUCAAGACCGCCAUGGGAAGGUCAUCUGCUUCACAAACUUCAGUAAACAGUAUCAAGACCAGUACUGGAAGGUUAUCUGUUUCACAAAAUUCACAAACUAUAGCUGAGGAGACUAAACCUUUAACUUCUACUGGAACUGUCCCUGGUACUCCCCACAGAACUGGAUUAAGCUCAGUUCUGAAAAUGACUGCAGCAAAUUCAGCCACAACACCGGAUGCAACAGUGUUAAAGAGAAGUUCAUCAAAGUCCCAUGGAACAACCAAUCUUCAGACCCUUAACAAGUCUGAUCUGGUACCUGUAAUUGUCCCCAGCACUAGCUCAAGAGCAGAUCUGGCUGCUGACUCUAGAAAGGAAACAAAUGAUGUGAUUCCUGUUGUUGUGCCCAAAACCAGCUCAAGAGUGGAUUUGGCUCCUGAUCCUAGAAAAGACACUGGCAAUGUGGCACCUGUUAUCAUCCCAAGCACUAGCUCAAGAUUGGAUUACGGUACUGAUUUUAGAAGGCAAACUGGAACUGGAAGAGCACUGACAUUUAGCAUUCAAUCACAGGCAACUGAUUUACAAAAAUUGUCAAAUAAAAGAGAUGAUUCAGAGGGAACAAAUAUAAGAUUCCAAUCUGGAUCCAUGGGCAAUAAGAGCAUAGAAUUAAUUGAAACUGUAGACUGCAAUCUCCUUUCUGCUGUCAAUGGCUUUGAUCAAACAUCUGCUGGCAAAAGGAACCUAGAAGAUGUUCAAAUAGUCAGGGCUGGGAAAUCUGGAGAAAACCUAUCAGCAGAGCCAAAUCCUAGUUACUCAUUUCAAACUUACGAUCCUAGAGUAAUUAAACAAAGGGAUGCAAGCUCUACGGAAGUUCUGAAAGGAGGAAGAAGACGAUCGCUUGUUGCGAGUUGGGAAAGGAGGGAACAUUCUCCUAAUUAUGAAGGUCCAAAAUCCAGUAAUUCCUUGGAAAACAUGUCUGCUUCUAGCAUCAGUUUUACUUCGAGAGGAUGCCUUUCAUCAGCUCGACAGGAAACAUUAUCUGCUAGUGAUGAGGAUGCUAUUGCUGAUUUGAUGGAAUGGCACAAACAAUUCCUAACCUCUGCACAGUCACGGUUAACAAAAUUACAGGUAGUUUGUCAGCUUUGGGACAGAAAUGAUGUCAAAGGUGUCAUUAAUGCAAUGGAGAAGAUGUCUGAUCAUGCUGUCUCUGCUGAUUUAGUCAGCAUUCUGAUGGAAAUGUCUGAUGCCAUUACGUUGGAUCUUUGUACAUAUCUCCUACCACUCCUCACAGGUCUUUUGGAGAGCAAAAUUGAUAGACACACAAGCAUUUCUUUGGAGAUGCUGCUAAAGCUUAUCAAAAUCUUCGGUCCUGUAAUCCACUCAGCUCUAUCAGCUGUUCCAUCUGUUGGUGUUGAUCUUCAAGUAGAGGAAAGGCUGGAAAAGUGCAAAACAUGUUUUAUUGAGUUUGAAAAGGUCAAACGGAUUCUCCCUUCUCUCACAAGGAGAGGAGGGUCUAUUGCAAGAUCUGCACAGGAGCUGAACCUUCUCUUAAAGGGCUCUGACUGACGUAUAUAUGUGGAUAGAUAGAUGGAUAUGAUGCACAUUCUUUUGCUCCCUCGACCACCACACUGUAAAGAUUACCACCAUUUGCGAGGCCUUUUACUUGCAACAGGGGUACAUUUCCCGAUGUGUCAGCUGACAACCUUCAGCUACGAAUCCAAGAACAGAAGGCCAUGGAAGUUGAGGAUGUCCUACCUAUUAAUGGUAGCAGCACAGCUAGAAGGACAAACCUUGGAAGGGCACAUCACAGCCACGAAAGGAUUUGUUUGAUCUAACUUGUAAAAUGCUUCCUGCUAGUGGCUUACGAUUUGAUAUUUAAAGCAUUUGUUGUAUAGAGGUUUAUAACUAUUUGUUUGCGUUAGAGCAUGUGUUUGGUCGUUGGACCGUCCAUUAUACGGUCUGGCAAAAAAUAGAUCGUGCCUGGCAUGAUUCAUUAGUUACAGUAACAGAUCAUGACAGACAUGGCCCAUUAGAAAGGAUCAGACUGGAUUGAAGAUUUAUGACUUGCGGUGUAGACUCGGCAUGGCCCAUAAAGGCUAGAAGGUCCGGCGCCCAUAAGGGCCUAGAUUGGCACAGCCCGUGGGUCAGACACGGUUCGGUCCAGGCUCAGUCCAGGUCCAUUCCGGUCCGUGUAGAAAUUUUUUUUGUAAAAAUAUAUGUGAGAUUUUUUUGUAAAAACAAAAAAUUAUUUUGUAAUGGUGAAGAGUUUGGCGUGGAUCCC